AUUUUUUACUUUUCUAGAAAAAUAAAAAAAAAAAGUAGAUGGAAAGGGCUAAUACACUUUUUGGUUCCAUAGUUUGAAAUUAUAUGCAUGAUUUGAAUGACUAUGUUGUAUAUUACCGCUAUUUCUUCAAUUAACAAACCUUUGAAGUCGGAAGGAUAAAGAUAACAACAACUCAAAGCAAGGAGAAGAAAAAAAAAAACAGUAUGAUGAAUAUGUGUUUGUGGAAGGAAAAAAUGGAGGGCAGCAGGUCCAGGUUGAUGGAAGAAAAAAGCAAAAAAAGAUCACUUGAUUGGGAAUUUGAUAUAAAAAGCAUGGCAGAAGAUAUAAAUCUUGUUUUGAAAACUAUGGUUUGGAUUCUAGGAAAUCAUAGAAACACAACUAUUCUCCAAUUUAAAUUGUUGUUGAAGAGCUUACAAAUUCAAAAACUAUUCAUGACCCUUGUUCUUAGGGUUCUCAACAAGGAAUAUGCUUCUGAACAAGAGACAUUGAAUAAGAUUUGGGAUUUGAAGGCGGAGCAUAUGAAACUGAUUACGGAUGCACGUGCUGAUUUGAACAAGAUGUGGAAUGACAAACGGAAGCCGAAGAGGAAGAGGAGGAGGAAGAUGGAGAAAUUAGUUGAGGAUGAUGAAAACAACAACAUUAUUGAUCAUGAUGGGAAUCAACUCGUUCUCUGUGUUGAAAAAUUGCAAGAGUUACAAGAGGAGUUGGAGAAGAUUAACAAAGAGGCGAGUCGCGAGUUGUUGAAAGUUGUACAAAAGUACAAUCCGAUUCGUCAACCCUUCUAUGAGAAGAGAGCAGAUAUUAUUAAAGAUAUUCCUGGUUUUUGGUCGAGAGCUUUCCUGAAGCAUCACUUACUUGGUGGGCUUGUAUGUACCGAAGAGGACCUCAAGAUUUUCGAGUUUCUAAGAUCAAUCGAAGUGGAAGUUUCCCAAGAUGUCAAAUCAGGUUAUACCAUUAUCUUCAAUUUUGAUUCAAAUGAAUAUUUUGAGAAUACAAAGCUUUGGAAGAAGUAUGGACGUACUAAAACUACUGCAUCGCCAAUACAAUGGGCACAAGGCAAGAUAGUUGAUGAACAAAGCUUCUUUAAGUGGUUCAGCGAAGUUGAUAAUAUUGAUGAAAUCGGUGAGAUAAUCAAGGAUGAUCUGUGGUCCGAUCCUCUCUUUAGUUUUCGAUAUGAGGCAGAUGAAGAAAAUGUUGAUAAUGUGGCAGUGAAGAAAUAUGAAGAUAUGGUAGUGAAGGACAGUGAAGAUGUAGAAGAAAAUGAUUAGAGGUUUGGUCCUUGUUAUUCAAAUGCCUUAGAAAUGGUUUUGAACUAUUCACAAACUUGAUUAUAGCGACACUCUUCAUGUGAGUUUACCUUACUAUGUUGAUAAUUUUGUAUUAAUCUGUCUGAAGGUAUAUUUUGUCCAUAGAAAGAUCAGUACAACAGUUCAUUCGGAUGUGUGAUCUCAUUUCCUUAGCAGACUAACAUAUAGAACUGCUGAAUUAGUUUGUGGUGAGCUCGCUGAUUAAUCUGACAAUGGACUACAUUGUAGCACAUUACAAGUAUCUCUUACGGUUCUUUAUGUACAGUAUUGUAUGUCUUA
Molecule: messenger RNA, 1586 nt
Organism: Solanum lycopersicum (tomato)
Lineage: Eukaryota; Viridiplantae; Streptophyta; Magnoliopsida; Solanales; Solanaceae
Product: NAP1-related protein 1-like
Biological process (GO): nucleosome assembly
Cellular component (GO): chromatin; nucleus
Molecular function (GO): histone binding; chromatin binding
Source: RefSeq, a predicted model, not a curated record